This is a messenger RNA of Prorocentrum cordatum, 420 nucleotides long. NCBI's taxonomy places the organism in Eukaryota, Dinophyceae, Prorocentrales, Prorocentraceae. The record is from the annotation of a GenBank genome assembly.
AUGGCGCCGACACCGCUAGGGGCGGCCGAGGAGCGACGAGGACCAGCAGCCGAGCAAGGGGACACCAUGGGCGUGGAGCUGUUCUUCGACGGCUCCGCGAUCGGCACCAGCAUCGGGCACCUGACGAUCUGGACCAACUGUGACCUGAUGAUCACAGGAUGGCACCACGACAAGCGUUGCUGUUACGAAUGGAUGCGCUCAUACCGCGAGAUCUGGAUCCGCUUCUUGGAGGUGGCGACCGACUACGGGCUGGAGCUACUUGCGCUCAGGAAGGCCAGAGCACACACCACGCGGGCAAAUCGAGAGCGCGGCAUCGUGGGCGAGCGCGAGAGGCCCGGCAACAGCGUGACGGGCACACUCGCCAAGCAAGGGGCGAAGUUGCACGACGUGGACGGGGAGAGGUUCAAGCUCUCCUGCUUC